AUGGCUGGCAACAAGAAAAAGAAGAAGCCCGCCGCCAACCCGGCACGCGGCUUUGCCACUACCUCAAUUGCCUCCAAGCCUCGGCCAGAUGUAUCCGACUCAGAAGCAAGGCCCUCGGUUGAUGGUGUUUCUGGAGCUUCUGCCCCUCCAUCCAAAGAAAUUGCCCCGCCAUCCGCCAAACCGACCUCUGGUGAUGAUCAUGGCCGUAGUGCUGGCCGGCCGAACAACGAGGACAAGCCUUUGAGCCCCGAAGAAUUUGAAAAACAACUACAGGAAUCCGAGCUACAGCUUUUCGUCGAGAAGCACGCCCAGAAAACUAAGCGUGAUGCCCAGCGACAACGAACCCGCCUCGAGACGGACCGACGACUGCUCCGUGGCCAGGCCGAUCUGGUCAACGCUCCGAAAUGGUUGCCUCCAGAUCAGGUAGAACAUAUUCUCGACCUUAUCAAGGCGGAGAUGAGGUUUGCCGGGUCAAGCCUGUCGUCCGAAAAUGCGGUCACAGGAAAGCUUCCGUCCGAGGAGGAUAUGAUUGUUCGGCUGUGGACCUUGCGCCAGACCUUGACCGCCGCUGGAUUCCCCGACACACGAGUAGAAGCUGUUCUCAAACACAUUUUGGAUAUCGCUACAAAUGUUUCGUCUCCCGUCAAAGACUCCAUCUGGGGCCUGGAUGAGUCCUUGGAGUGGCUUGCCCGAGAAUGCUCAGCCGACGAACUACCCUCAUACGAAUUCAAGGGCAAGCCCCUCUCCAGAGGUAUUCUUCCAUUGCCAUCUGAAAUUUUUGACUAUGACAAGGCCUCCAAAGUCCCAGCACUAAUACAAUUCACAGACACUCCCACAGAUACCCCAAACGCGUCACGCCCCGUUACUCCCAAGCCCCAGCCACUCAGCUCCGGCAAGAAUAAAGCAAAUCCGCGAGGCGGCAAGUCUGCAUCGCCAACUAAAAAGCUUACUGUAACAUACGAUCUAGACAUAGAACCUGAGGAUCUGAUACCCGAAUACGUUUCCGCAAAAGCAAAGCAUCUUGAGCUCAGCCGUAGCAUUAGACCAACCGACAACGACGACAAGGCACCACUAGAGAUUGCCAAACUCGAAGCUAAAAUCAGAAAGAUUGAGACGGAUGUUCUUUUCGACAAGUUCAGUGCUGACCUCAAGUGGAAAUCGGAGAGAAUUAUUAUGGAAAGACAGUUGGCUUCUGCCAAGAAGGAAGCACAAGCUGUGGCAGAGGAAGCCAGACCAAAGGCAGAGCAAUCACCGGAAGCCAAGGCCGACAAUGGUGUGAACGAUGAGGCGGAGCGUACUGCCGCGGAAAUCCUUGCUGAGGAAGAUGGAGAUGGCGACGAUAUUGCUGGACUAUUUGCAUCCCUCCCACAGAAUGAGGUGGAUCCGAACACGGGCAAAACUCAGACGGUUAUCAAUGCUGCGGAUGGUACUAAACUUGUCCUUCGGGACUUCGGAAAAUGGACCGGAUUAGGCCCUAGAAGAGUUUUGGAGGACUCGUGCCGUUCCAGAGACGCAUCUGUCAGGUUUACAUACAAUGUAGUUUCGGAAGCCGCAUUUAUCAGCCGGCAAUCUGUCGAUAUUUUGUGGACGAAGCCCCAGGAACUUCCUCAUAUCUUACCCAAUUCUGAUGUCGAAGUCGCCGCUGACACGACACACUUCACUUUCACCAUGAACAGUGUUGCCGCGUCUGAUUCCAAGCAAUCCGAGGCUUACAUAUCUACAGCCGCUCUUUUCCACAUAUUCAAUGGUAAUUCGAAAGAUGAGAAAGUUAGUCUAAGACUACCGCCUGUUUGGAAGGAUCUUUGGUCAGAAAUGGCAGAGGCAAAGAAAAACCAUGUGGAUACUCAGGAUCGCGAAGCAGUGAGGUUAUUGAGGACCAUGGUUCGCCAACGACAAGAUCAAGAGCUAGAAGAUGGUGUUAUUGCUUUCCGAGGUCGUGGAGUAGCCAGAAGCCCACCUGAUUCGACGCAGAAUGGAUCCUUGGAUCGCUCAAAGACAAGCACAGCUGGAGCAGAAUCGUUGCAGAAAAUUUGGAUUGACAAGGCCAGUACUAAAAAGUUUCGAGAUAUGUUGCAAUUCCGCAUGCAGCUCCCCAUGUGGCAGUUCCGACCCCAAGUCCUUGCGGCAGUCGAUGGUAACCAGGUGGUUAUUGUCUGUGGAGAGACAGGAUGCGGCAAGAGCACCCAAGUGCCUGCGUUUUUGCUGGAACAUGAACUGUCUCAAGGCAGACACUGCAAAAUAUACUGUACAGAACCUCGCAGAAUCUCGGCAAUCUCGCUGGCGAGGCGUGUAAGCGAUGAACUUGGCGAAAAUAAGAGUGAUCUUGGUACCAACAAAUCUCUUGUGGGCUACUCUAUUCGUCUCGAGGCCAACACAUCUCGGGAGACUAGACUGGUCUUUGCAACGACCGGUGUGGUCAUGCGAAUGUUAGAGGGAUCCAAUGAUCUUCGUGAGGUAACACACCUGAUUCUAGAUGAAGUCCAUGAACGAUCAAUCGACAGCGACUUUCUUCUCAUAGUCCUCAAGAGGCUCUUGACGAAGAGGAAAGACCUCAAGGUUGUGCUCAUGUCUGCCACUGUUGACGCCGAACGCUUCUCGGCAUAUUUGGGUGGCGCGCCAGUUCUGAAUGUCCCUGGCCGAACAUUCCCAGUGGAUGUACGGUAUCUCGAAGAUGCCGUUGAACUCACAGGAUACCGACCGAGCGACUCUUCCGAGGAGAAGAUGGUGGAUCUUGAUGAUGAUAUUAUGGAAGGAGAGAGCAACGGUCCGAAGAGUGAAAUCUCGUCAAGCUUAUCGGCCUACUCUCCGCAGACGAGAAACACAUUAACUCAAUUAGACGAAUACCGCAUCGAUUUCGAUCUAAUUCUGCAGCUGAUGGUGCACAUUGCCUCGGAUGAGUCCCUUGAAUUUUACAGCAAGGCAAUUCUAGUGUUUUUACCAGGUAUUGCUGAGAUUCGAACCCUCAAUGACAUGCUCCUCGGAGACCCACGAUUCGUCAGAGACUGGUUGAUAUAUCAUCUCCAUUCUUCCAUUGCUACCGAGGACCAAGAGUCGGCCUUCCUUUUGCCGCCGCCAGGAAUGCGCAAGAUUGUGCUUGCUACCAACAUCGCUGAGACUGGUAUUACUAUUCCGGAUGUUACUUGUGUUAUCGACACCGGAAAGCAUCGCGAGAUGCGAUUUGACGAGAAGAAACAGCUCUCUCGAUUGAUUGAUACCUUUAUUUCUAGAGCCAACGCGAAACAAAGACGGGGUCGCGCUGGUCGUGUCCAAAAUGGUCUCUGUUUCCACAUGUUCACCAAAUCUCGGCAUGACUCCCUUAUGAGUGACCAGCAGACACCUGAAAUGCUCCGUUUAUCCCUACAGGACCUGGCUAUUCGCGUCAAAAUUUGCAAGAUUGGCGGAAUCGAGGAGACACUUGGUGACGCGCUGGAUGCUCCAUCCGCCAAGAAUAUUCGCCGUGCUAUUGAUGCAUUGGUAGAUGUUCGUGCCUUGACAACAGCCGAGGAGCUCACUCCUUUAGGCCAUCAGCUUGCGAGGUUACCUCUAGAUGUGUUCCUGGGCAAGCUAAUAUUGUUGGGCACCGUAUUCAAAUGUCUCGACAUGUCCAUCACCGUUGCUGCUAUUCUUUCAUCCAAGUCACCGUUCUCGGCACCCUGGGGUCAGCGAGCACAAGCUGACAAUGCACGAAUGGCCUUCCGUCGAGCCGAUUCCGAUCUUCUCACCAUAUACAACGCCUACCUUGCCUGGAAGCGAGUGUGCCAAGCCAACAGUGGCGCAAGCAAAGAAUUUCAAUUCUGUCGCAAAAAUUUCAUGAGUCAGCAGACGUUGGCCAAUAUCGAAGACUUAAAGGGCCAACUGCUUGUAUCUCUAGCAGACUCGGGCUUCCUUUCCUUGACAGAAGAAGAGCGCCGUGCACUCGCACGACUUCGAUUCGCACAGGGCCGUCGACGCCAGCAAAACUUUUACGAAGUUCCCCGACGUGUUAACAUCCAUAGUGGGAAUGACUUGAUUUCCUCGUCGGUCAUUGCAUGGAGCUUCUACCCCAAGCUUCUUGUUCGCGAUACCCCUGGUACCAAGGGUCUCCGUAAUAUUGGCAACAAUCAGAACAUCAGCUUGCACCCGUCCUCCGUGAAUAGGGGCUUUCCGGACAUUAAAUGGUUAUCCUAUUACCACAUCAUGCAGUCAAAGACUGUUUAUCACGCGCACGAAACCACUGCAGUUGAAGCAUUUGCCAUUGCCCUUCUUUGCGGCGACGUCCGCUGCGAUAUGUUCUCGGGUGUGAUUGUCCUUGACGGUAACAGAGGACGCUUCGCACUACCGGACUGGAAGACUAUGCUCGUUCUCAAAGUCCUCCGUACUCGACUCCGCGAAUUACUUACUCGGUCGUUCAGACAGCCGGGUAAAUUACCGACGGCCCAGCAGGAGAAGUGGCUGGAAGUGUGGCAGAAGUUGUUCACGCAGGAUCAGAGGGAUGAGGGAAAAAGUAGCGGUCUGUCUGUGGCUGUGGCAAAAGCAUAG
Metarhizium album ARSEF 1941 is the source of this 4518-nucleotide messenger RNA. Its product is annotated as DEAD-like helicase. Gene Ontology annotation, cellular component: intracellular anatomical structure. The transcript is spliced from 6 exons. The record is from RefSeq and is a predicted model, not a curated record. Gene Ontology annotation, molecular function: RNA binding; ATP binding. NCBI's taxonomy places the organism in Eukaryota, Fungi, Ascomycota, Sordariomycetes, Hypocreales, Clavicipitaceae. The coding region runs from base 1 to 4518 and encodes 1505 amino acids.